Acanthoscelides obtectus is the source of this 210-nucleotide messenger RNA. The record is from the annotation of a GenBank genome assembly. Lineage: Eukaryota; Metazoa; Arthropoda; Insecta; Coleoptera; Chrysomelidae.
AUGGCUGUACUACCCGGCCGUUCCGUGUCGCCGCAGCGAGGUACAGCACACGUCUCUCGGCAACCGUCGGCGCGGCGGAGUGUCUACGCAUUCACAGCUCCGUGCAGAGCUCUACUUGUUUUCGCUUCGUUUUUCAGUGGUGGUGUUCACUAUAGGGCUCUCGAUUGUCUCUCAGUGUUGGCUUUGCGGCUGUUCCAGUAUAAUUCAUAA